Messenger RNA from Amphiprion ocellaris (clown anemonefish), 7789 nucleotides. It is a transcript of the gene map3k9, whose product is annotated as mitogen-activated protein kinase kinase kinase 9. Gene Ontology annotation, biological process: protein phosphorylation. Bases 273 to 3434 code for a protein of 1053 amino acids. The transcript is spliced from 11 exons. Gene Ontology annotation, molecular function: protein binding; ATP binding; JUN kinase kinase kinase activity. Lineage: Eukaryota; Metazoa; Chordata; Actinopteri; Pomacentridae. The record is from RefSeq and is a predicted model, not a curated record.
UGCGUCCCCAGAAGUUCCAGCGAUGAUUGGGUGCAGAAUUGUGCAUCGAAAAUCAGCAGGCUGGGGCUGCUGGAGCCGCCGGAGGGUUUGGUAGCAGCCAGCGGGGGACUGAGAGGCGGACGAUGCCGCAGCACGGUGCUCUGCUGCAGGGUUUGUGUCCGGGAUUAGCCGCUACUUAGCUCCGAGUGUUUUGGAGACGCAGCGCAGCUCCGAGCCGCGCGUCAGGUGGAUGCGCCUGCAGUGAUCCAGGUCGCCCCUAUGGAUCGCGCCCCAUGGAUGUCUUCAAACCCGCUUUGGACAGUAGUUUGAGUCCCAAGGCGUGCGUUUCCUCGUCGGAAGAAGCGGAGGCUGAUGUUUUCCGCUGGCCGGAGAGCGGCACCGGAGCCGCGCCGGAUGCGGAACCCGCCGCCCCGGGCUUCUGGACGGCCGUGUUCGACUAUGAGGCGAGUGCGGACGACGAGCUCAGCCUGCGGAGGGGAGACCUGGUGGAGGUGCUGUCCAAGGACUCCCUGGUGUCCGGGGAUGAAGGCUGGUGGACCGGGAUGAUAGCGGACCGGGUGGGCAUUUUCCCGUCUAAUUAUGUGAGCAGAGGCAGCGGCAUCCCGGAGGAGAUCCGGGACACGUCGGAGCAGCAGUACCCGGUGCCUCCUCUGCACCUCCUGGAGAUCGAUUUCUCCGAGCUCACCCUGGAAGAAAUCAUCGGGGUCGGGGGUUUUGGUAAAGUCUACCGGGCCGUGUGGCGGGGCUGCGAGGUGGCGGUGAAGGCGGCCCGGCGUGACCCGGACGAGGACGUGGAGCAGACGUUGGAGAGCGUCCGGCAGGAGGCCAAGCUGUUCGCCAUGCUCAACCACCCCAACAUCAUGGCUCUGCUCGGGGUGUGUCUGCAGGAGCCCAACCUGUGCCUGGUCAUGGAGUACGCCCGAGGAGGGCCCCUGAACCGGGCCCUCGCCGGAAAACGCAUCCCGCCGUGCACGCUGGUGGACUGGGCCGUGCAGAUCGCCCGAGGGAUGCACUACCUCCACAGCCAGGCCAUCGUCCCCAUCAUCCACCGGGACCUCAAGUCCAGCAACAUCCUCAUCCUGGAGAGGGUCGAGAUGGAAGACCUCAGCAACAAGACCCUGAAGAUCACCGACUUCGGCCUGGCCCGGGAGUGGCACCGGACCACCAAGAUGAGCGCCGCCGGCACCUACGCCUGGAUGGCUCCGGAAGUCAUCCGCUCGUCCACGUUCUCCAAAGGCAGCGAUGUGUGGAGUUAUGGCGUGCUGCUGUGGGAGCUGCUGACUGGAGAAGUUCCAUUUCGGGGAAUCGAUGGUCUCGCUGUUGCUUACGGAGUGGCGAUGAACAAACUGGCUCUGCCGAUUCCUUCGACUUGUCCCGAGCCCUUUGCACGUCUUAUGGAGGACUGCUGGAGCUCAGACCCUCACUCUCGGCCGCAGUUCACAACUGUGUUGGACCAUCUGACGGCCAUCGAAGAGUCGGGGUUCUUUGAGAUGCCGGCGGAGUCUUUCCACUCUCUGCAGGACGACUGGAAGCUGGAGAUCCAGGAGAUGUUUAAUCAGCUGAGGACCAAGGAGAAGGAGCUUCGGUCCUGGGAGGAGGAACUGACCCGAGCGGCGCUGCAGCAGAAGUGCCAGGAGGAGGCGCUGAGGAGGCGCGAGCAGGAGCUAGCCGAGCGGGAGAUCCACAUCCUGGAGAGGGAGCUCAACAUCAUCAUCCACCAGCUCUACCAGGAGAAGCCUCACGUGGAGAGCAGGCAGGGGAAGUUCCGUCGCAACCGCCUUAAACUCAAGGAUGGCAACAGGAUCAGCCUCCCUUCAGAUUUUCAGCACAAAAUCACAGUGCAGGCGUCUCCCUCCCACGACCGGCGGAGGAGUUUGCUGAGCAGCAGCUCCAGUCCUCCAACUAGUCCACCGAUGCUGCCUCGCCUGAGAGCCAUCCAGCUCACCCCAGGAGAAGGCUGCACAGCUUGGGGUCGCAGCGCCGGUUUUCAGCAGGACGACGAGGAAAGCGAGAGGAAGGGCUCUAGGAAGAAGGGCCGAUCCCGAGGAUGUGGCCCCUACAGGGAGCACAGUGCCGACGCCAGUGUGAAGCCUCCCCACGAAGGCAGCAGGCAGCGAUCCUGCAGCGCCCCGAACCUCCGCAGAUCCCCGAGACACAGUCCGGCGGUGCCUGGAGUGCCGAGCCUCGUGGAGAUGGAAAAUGAAGACUGCUGCUUCACUACUGAGCCGGGAGCAGCUCCUGGUCAGUCCUACCUCUGCAUUCCCUUCCAUAAGGAGGCCCACACAGCUGCUGCUGCUGCUGCUGCUGCUGCUGCUGCUGCUGACGGUGAUGGAGAAGAGUACUGCCUCAGCGGCCAGGCUCCAUCAACUCCACCCUGCAGGAAGAGCCCGGUCGGGGGCCGGCGCUCCGAGCUGGUCCUGCUGGGCUGUGGAGCUCUGCUGGCGGCCGUCGGACUCGGCUGCAACCUGCUGACUUUGGCUCAACCUGAAGAGAGCAUCAAACCGCGGUGGGAGGGCUUCUUCCACAGGUCCGGAGGUCAGCGGAGGAGCACCAGCCCUCCGACUCGAAGACUGUUCCGGCGGGAAAGCCCUCUAAAACCCUGUGCGCCGUCGCUGCCAGAGCGAGGUCUGCCCUCCUCGUACACGCUGCUGUCCUUAUCGUCGGUGUCCGACUGCAACUCCACUCGUUCGCUGCUGCGCUCGGACAGCGAGGAGCUGCUGGUUUACCGUCCCGCCUCGCCUCCUCCUGCUGCCUCGCAGCAUCCAGCCAUCCAAACGCCGGUCAACCCUCUGGUCAACACUCACCUGGAGAGCUUCAAGCGGAACCCCCACCAGUCCCUCACGCCCACACACGUCCCCUCGGCCCCGAGCUCCUCCCGUAGCCUUCGUAGAACCCCGUCGGACGGAGCCAUCAAGAAGAGCUGCCCAACUAAUCAUCUGGAACCACUACCAGAAAAAACGGCACUGGAGAAUACAGCAGCUGGUUUCAGGGGUUUAAAAGAAGACUGUUCUGAGGUCCCCCGUCUCCCCAAUCCGAACAUUGUGUUCCCUCCAACACCCCGGCGCCGCUGCGCUCCUGAACGCCCCAAAACUCUGGACUUCAUGUCUCGUCCUCGGCCUUCUCCACGAGCUCGCUGCGACGUGUUCUGGGCCGAAGCGAGGCCCCGAGGAAACGGACAGAACCUGGGUAGCGGUGAAUCUCCCGCCCACACCUCCAGCACAGAGACUCCCCCCACCGUGGAGUUCGGCAGAGACCCGGCGGCGCUGCCCACCCCCAUGGAGGCCCCGACGCCCUACUCCCCCCGCAGGAACCACAACCUGCUGGACCGGCAGGACGAGGGACAGUACCGGGACGGAACGGUGCCGCUCUGCAGACCGGAGCUCAGCCUUCCCAAAGACUCUCCGUACCGCUACAAACCGGGGUUCUGGUCCUAAGUCGGUCCACAUAGCGAGGAGGCUGUUCCUGCUGUAGCCUUUGGAUUGUCACAAGUCUGGGUCAGUUAGUACAAAUUAAUCUGGGACUGGUUCUCCAUCUACAAUACUGUUGGUAAACUACAGGAAGACAUUUACUGUGAAUAUUUUUGUUGUAAUUUGCGGUAAAAUCUUCAAUAUGGCAUCAAAAGCCAAAUAUCUUGCUGCAGCCUGCAGAACAGGCCGGGAUUUGACCCAUUAAUGCCACCAACCGUGAUUUGAUUGGUUUAAAUGUCAAAUAUGGGCGGAGUUAAUGGUGAUUUAAUUGGUUUAGCUCAGGGGUGUCAAGCUCAUUUCAGUUCAGUAGGCCACAUACAGCCCAAUGUGAUCUCAAGCGACCAGUAAAAUAAUAGCCUAUAAAUAACCACAACUCCAAAUGUUUCCCUUUGUUUUGGUGCAAAAUAGUACAUUCUGGAGAUGUUCACAUUAUCUUUUUACAAGACAGGAAUGAAUAACCUGAAAAAUAAGUGCAAUUUCAACAAUAUUAUGCUUCAGUUCAUCAUUUACAUUUACAGUCACAGAGUGUCUGUUAAGGCAAAGGACACAUUUAAAAUAGUUAUGUUUAGUGAAAAAUUGCAGUUGAUUUCUUCUCUGUAAUUUUUAGACUUUGCAUGUUAUGUUUGACACCCCUGAUUUAGACUGUUUGUUUCAUGGUUGACAGCUUUUGAAGUUAUUUUUAAAACCGUUAGCCACAAAGCAUUUAACGCUCUGGCUGCACUCCAAAUCACAUACUUCAUACUUUAUAUAUGUACUGUAGUACGAACUACACCUACUCACUCAAAGUACCUUCUGUUUCUUGCAGAUUGCACACAACUGGGAUGUACUAAUUUGUAAUAAUAUUGCACCUUAACUUAAAUAGUCGCAGUCUGUAAUGCAAAAAGGGCUGUUAUGUGUUCAUGCAUGGUUGGCGGCUUCAGCUUCUGUCCAACACCAUUAUGUGGGGACCUAACAGUGCAAAGGAUUGUGGGUCAGAAUGGGCAGAAAAGCAUGAUGGCUUGCAUAUUUCAAAAUCCAACCAAAAAUAGGAGGACAUCCUGGUAUUUUGGGUGUACUGUAUUAGUCAUACUAUGUAUUGGGGCAUGCUAAAUCUUUUUCUAGUGUACUGUACAUUAUAGUAGGAUGGAUAUUGGGACGCAGCCAAUGUUUCUAGUUCACUCAUUCAUGCAUCAAUGGCAGCGGAGCUUCCGUGCAAGAUGCUCGUCUGCCUUCAUCACUCAGGUUCUCUGUCUUGCCCAUGGAUGCUUCAGUGCAUCAUGAGAUGUUGAUGAGAACAUUCUCCAACUUAUUAAGCUGAAUAUGACGCAUUUCAGAAGAUUAAACUACCCAACAAUAUAUGAAGUAGUUUAAAUAAGCUCAGCCUUAAAUACCAACAGCAGCGAAAAGCAACUCGAACAUAAAUGCAGCGGUAUCAUUAACAUCACAUAUACAAGCAAAACAGUGACCUGGAACAUUGUUCUGCACAGUGGGCGCUUUUAUUUUUCAGGGUUGAUAUACACUUGUAUACUUUUUUUUGCCUAAGGUUCUAAAUUUGUGGAAAUUUAGUUGAACCACGUACAUUUUUGCAGGCGUUAACAGUAGAGUUUGACCAUCUGGCAUUAAAACUACAUACAUUAAAAAGGUCAUUCUGGUUAGUUGUAAUGACAGAUAUUUCUAAUUCAGUUUUCAGCAGUCAGAAUAUAGUUGCAGACAGCCCUAAUUAUGACGGCAUCAUUGGAAGCAUCAUCAGAAAGUUUCUCAUGUGAGGUUUCCCAUUGGAUAUUGGAGCAUUUAGCCAUUUGAACGGCAUUAGCAGAGGUAAUGGUGGCUGUUGUGGUGGAGAAAAGUGCAAAAAAAUGCCGUGAAAUUGGAAAAUCUCUUCAGCGAAGACUUUGUGACGAACAAGACGCUGGAAAUUUACUAGAACUUUAGCCUCAGGUUGUGGUGAUGUGGCAUUAAACAGCUUGUCAUAUGCAGUUAUAAUUGCGGUGCCAUUGUAUGUUUGCAAAGCAAACUGCCUCCACCUUCUAAGUGCAGCAGCUUCUAUCCUAACUACAAGUCAUUUUACCUUGUCAAAACUCUAUUUCAAGAUAUCUGUAAUUAGAUUUCAACGAGGCAGAAUUCCAGUUUGAGAUAUUUACAUUAUUCUGACUAGUUAAAACUAAUUUAAGUAUCUAAAAAGACCAUGUAGAUGUCUUAAAUUGAGUGGAAUUCAAGAAAUCUUGACCUAGAUUUAAAGCAAGUCAGAAUUAAAGAAUUAAAGUGUUAAUAUCUAAAACUAGACUUAAUAUUAGUCAUAAUUCAGUUGCAGAUAUCGGGAUAUUUGCCACUGAAUUGAAAAUAUCUGACAUGAGAACCACAUGAAUGGUAAAAGUGGUGCAUUUGUACAGGAAGAAGGACAUUAUGGAUUUAUUUAAAGCGUUCUUUCUGACUUAGAAGAACUGAAUUACAGAUAUCUGCAGAACUUAUCCAGUCUAGCUAUUAAACUCUGCAACCUCUUGCAAUAUUUGUUCUCCAAACACCAGCUAUCAGUGUGACAAGAUCUACGCAAUUUAUGUUAAAUGUUGCCCAAAUUAAGUAGUUAAACCAAUCAAAUCAUGAUGAAUGGGAUUAAAUGUUUAACUUUUUCAUUCUGCAGGCUGUAGCCGAGUCCUCGUCUCUAAAGCUGCUCCAACAAACCACGGAAAGUGUCUGAAAAUCAGAUUUGACCGGGUGUGUUUGUUAAUACACUGGAAGAAGAGAGCAGUCAGAAACCACGUCAUUUGUCAUUGAACGGCUAGAGGGAUUUUAUUUUUACUUUCCUUUGGGCAUAAAGUGAUAAAACGGCAGAGCAGCAUCGACACUCUCACUAAGCUUUACAUACUUUUCUUGAUUUCAAGCCUGAGUUCAAGAUUGUGCAUUCAGUGAAGUGCACUUUUAGAAAGCAUCAUGAAUGUAAAGCUUCAGGUUUUUUUCCAUUUAAAAACAAAAAAACAAAACAGCAAACAUCUGGUUUGUAAUUCGUCUGUAAAAUGAUUGUGUUCCUGUUUUGUCGUCACCAGUCACCUCUACAGGGUCAAAUCCCGAAGGACGGGUUGGAUGCUGUUGUAUGAUACGAGCACUUCUUUGCAUUAGCAUUAGCGAGCUGCAGCCUUCAAACGAGGAAUGUCACUGCUGCUUGGUUUCCAAUCGGGACCGAAACACUGUCAGAAAGACACAAUGAGUAUGUCAUGAAUUCUCUGUCUCGUCUGUUAUCCGUGUGCGAUCCUGUUAAAGCGGCCGAAACAUUUGUCCAACCUUAAAAGGGACCUUUGUAAAUGUAAAAUGUUUGCCUCAAGAGACGAAGGAUGCAAAGUUUCAGGCCCUGGUGGCACCUUGAUUCUCAUUUCUGAUUAUUUAUAUUUGCGUUAAUUUAUUUCAUUGUAUUUAUUGGUUAAUUUAUCUAAUGGUUUAUUUUUCUAAUCUUAUUUGCCUUGAUUUUUUUUUUGACACUCGUUAAUGUUCUCCGUGAAUGUUUUUUUUUUGCGUUUUUUGUGCAUUUGCGCAAAACAUCUGCUUUUAUUCUGAAAUUAUAGUCACGUCAAAGUUGCUUUAUAUUCGUUAUUUUCAGCUUCACUACAUAUCACAGUCUUGUCUUUUCAGAAACACAAGGAAAGCAAGCAAUUUUCCAACAAAAUUGGCUCUUUAUUAAUCUGUGAUGGGCGUUUUCUUUAUUAUUUUCUGUCACUUUAUGGACUAAAUAUUUCAUUUUUAAUCGAGAAAAUGAUUUAUCACAUAUUUUUCUUAGCUAAAUGCAUGUAAACUGCACAUAAUUCCAUUUAGUUUCUACGUUGAACAUGGGUUUGUCCUCACCAGACCGGGGUUAAAUGUUAUUUUCAAGUAAUAUUUGUGUUUGUGUUAACCUGCAAGACACUGCAACGUGCAAAAUUAGGAGAUAUUGAAAGGAGAAUUUACUUGAUUUCGACAAAUCAACUGUCUGCCCACCAGGUUAAAAACCAAAAAGAUUGACAACAGAAAAAUAAUUAACAGAAACACUGUCUGACGUUGGUCUUAAAGCCUGAUUCUCUCGUUUUACUUUCGAAUGUUAAGUGACCUCUGACGUUUGAUCUCGUCUUUAUCCUAAGUGUGACCCGACAUACAUGUAAAUGUGAAUGCUUUUCUCUGAGGACUCUGGAGAACGAACAGUAUUUCAACUUCGGGUGCUGUUGAAGUUGAAAAGAAGCUACGGCGAAAUGUGACCACGAAUAAGCUGAACUUACUGUUGCUAAAUGGACUCUGUUCAGGUCGGGAUUCUACUGUUAUUGACUGACUUGUAUUUGCACUGGAACACACUGAUUUGAGUAAAAUCAUAGCCAACAAUCCAA